CUAAUGGAAACAUCAGGUACUGACAUGCUGAAUGAUUCAGACAACAGAGCACCUAUAAGUCCACUGCAUUUAGCUGCCUAUCAUGGCCACCACCAGGCUCUGGAAGUGCUGGUGCAGUCGCUGCUGGACCUUGAUGUGAGGAAUAAUAAUGGAAGGACACCACUGGAUCUUGCUGCCUUCAAGGGACACGUGGAAUGUGUAGAUGUGCUCAUUAAUCAGGGAGCGUCAAUCCUGGUGAAAGAUUAUGUUGUAAAGAGGACCCCGAUACAUGCUGCAGCUACAAACGGUCACUCGGAAUGUUUGCGGCUAUUGAUAGGAAAUGCGGAACCACAGAAUGCGGUGGACAUUCAAGAUGGAAAUGGACAGACCCCUCUGAUGUUGUCAGUUCUCAACGGGCACACGGACUGCGUGUAUUCACUCCUUAACAAAGGGGCAAAUGUAGAUGCCAAAGAUAAGUGGGGAAGAACAGCAUUGCAUAGAGGGGCAGUUACUGGGCAUGAGGAAUGUGUCGAAGCGUUGCUUCAACAUGGUGCUAAGUCCUUACUGCGAGACUGUAGGGGGAGAACCCCGAUACACUUGUCAGCUGCAUGCGGACAUAUAGGUGUUCUGGGAGCUCUCCUGCAGUCAGCUACAUCCGUGGAUGCUGUACCUGCACUAGCGGACAAUCAUGGCUACACAUCACUGCACUGGGCCUGCUAUAAUGGUCAUGACAGUUGUGUAGAACUCCUCCUGGAACAGGAAGUUUUCCAGAAAAUGGAAGGAAACUCUUUCAGUCCGUUGCAUUGUGCUGUGAUAAAUGACAAUGAAGGCGCUGCAGAAAUGUUAAUUGAUACGCUAGGUGCUGGUAUUGUAAAUUCAACAGAUUCAAAAGGAAGAACUCCUCUUCAUGCAGCAGCUUUUACGGAUCACGUUGAGUGUCUACAGCUUCUGCUCAGUCAUAACGCUCAAGUCAAUGCUGUAGAUUCUUCUGGGAAAACACCUUUAAUGAUGGCUGCAGAAAAUGGACAGACAAACACAGUCGAGGUGCUGGUCAGCAGUGCUAAGGCUGAUCUGACUUUGCAAGACAGUUCUAAGAACACAGCACUCCACUUGGCUUGCAGCAAGGGCCAUGAAACUAGUGCCUUGUUAAUACUGGAGAAGAUUACGGAUAGAAACCUCAUCAAUGCCACCAAUGCAGCCUUGCAAACACCUCUGCAUGUUGCUGCUCGGAAUGGACUAACGGUUGUGGUUCAAGAGCUUUUAGGGAAGGGAGCAAGUGUACUUGCCGUAGAUGAAAAUGGUUACACGCCAGCUCUGGCCUGCGCGCCCAAUAAGGAUGUGGCUGACUGCCUGGCUCUCAUUCUGGCCACGAUGAUGCCCGUGUCGUCGAGCAGCACGUUACCUUCCCUCACCUUCAAUGCCAUUAAUCAUUACACCAACGCCUCAAAGACCGUCACCUUCGAUUCCCUGCCCAUCAUGAGGAGUGACCACAGCUCUUACUGUACUUUCAACAACAUUGGCAGGGAAGGUGGCUACCCCUACGCAGAAGACGACGAGCUCAAUGACUCGGAUUCAGAGACCUAUUAGGAGCCACGUUUUGUAGGUCUGAAGAGAACCCUCACGCUGGAAGGUCAGACUUGUGCUCUGGGAAAAAAAGCUGUGGGUGUUUGAAUGCAACAGGAGGACAGACCUUUCAGAAGAUGUUUUUUAUUGUGGCUGCAUAUAGGAAAAAGAAAUGUGAGACUCUAGGAGGAUUUUUAAGAGCGUAUUUUGCAGAAGCAGCUUAAAUUCUUGAAUAAGUACUUGGAAUCCACGG
Eurypyga helias (sunbittern) is the source of this 1795-nucleotide messenger RNA. Its product is annotated as serine/threonine-protein phosphatase 6 regulatory ankyrin repeat subunit A-like. Gene Ontology annotation, molecular function: protein binding. NCBI's taxonomy places the organism in Eukaryota, Metazoa, Chordata, Aves, Eurypygiformes, Eurypygidae. The record is from RefSeq and is a predicted model, not a curated record. The transcript is spliced from 12 exons. The annotation marks the transcript as partial.